Molecule: messenger RNA, 1511 nt
Organism: Zea mays
Lineage: Eukaryota; Viridiplantae; Streptophyta; Magnoliopsida; Poales; Poaceae
Exons: 3
Coding region: 38-1153 (371 amino acids)
Biological process (GO): tRNA N1-guanine methylation
Cellular component (GO): nucleus
Molecular function (GO): tRNA binding
Source: RefSeq, marked predicted
GGCUGACACUGACAGCGCGGAGACCGAGAAAGAGAAGAUGGUAGCGGAUGAUGGGGGCAAGCCCGCAGAGCUCUCGAAGAGCGCGAGGAAGAAGCUGCAGAAGCAGGAGCGGCAGGCGGAACGUAAAGCGGCCCGAAAAGCGGCGGAGAAGGAGCGACGGCGCGCCGACAUAGAGCGGCGGAGGCGUGAGUGGGAGGACGCUCUUGCCGCCGCGCCGUCGGAUGAGGCCCGGGCCGAGAUGGUGGCGGCGCGGCGGGAGACGCGGCGCGAGCGGGUGGGCCGGCGGGCGGAGGAGCGCGGGGCGCGAGCUGACCGGCUCAGGCGCGCGGCUGAGGGCGCGGGCCAGAAGGUGGUGCUGGACCUCGAGUUUGCGGACCUUAUGAGGCCCAACGAGAUUCAUAGCCUCACGCAGCAGAUUAUGUACUGCUAUGCAGUGAAUGGGAGAUCUGCAAACCCAGCUCACCUGUGGCUGACAGGUUGCAGUGGUGAAAUGGCGACCCAUCUUCAGAGAAUUCCUGGGUAUGAUAAGUGGAUCAUUGAAAGGGCGGCCAGGCCUUAUAUUGAAGCAUUUGAAGACCGUAAAGAAAACCUCGUGUAUCUUACAGCAGAUGCUGAGACAGUGCUUGAUGAUCUAGACAUGUCGAAAAUAUACAUCAUCGGCGGCCUGGUGGAUCGAAACAGAUGGAAAGGCAUAACACUGAAGAAGUCAGCUGAGCAGGGAAUUCAAUCUGCAAAGCUUCCUAUUGGAAACUACCUAAAAAUGUCAAGUUCUCAGGUUCUUACAGUUAACCAAGUGUUUGAGAUAAUGUUGAAGUUUGUGGAAACAAGGGACUGGAAGACGGCAUUCUUCCAUGUGAUUCCACAAAGGAAGCGAGGAGAAGCUGAGACCAGAGAUGACGUGGAAAAAGGAGGCCUGGAUGACAACGAUGGCGCCGCCGAAGGGGCUGCAGAUGGAGACCAUUCCGAGGAAGACCUGAACAAGGGCUUCGGUGAGGAGGAGGACGAUGAUGGGGACGAAGAGCUGGAAGAGGAAGAAGCAGAUGUCUCCAACAAGAGGCAGUGUGUUAGAGUUGAAAACGGGGAAGCUGGGGAUGCCACCGUAGCAGAGGUGGAACCAAACAACGGCGGCGGCGGCGGGGGCGGGGACCGCUGAACAGUGAACAGCACCACCACGUUUGUCGCUAACUCGCUAUUUUCACAACAGCAUCGGUAUUGGAUUUUUGAGCGUUGUCUCUGGCAUUUUUCAUGUAUUUUAGGGCUAGUUUGGCAAAUUCAUUUUUCCAAGUGAUUCCGAUUUUCCUAAGGUAAAAUGAACUAAUUUCCUUGGAAAAAUGAAAAAAAAAAUCACUAGUAAAAAUGGGAUUGCCAAACUGUCCUUUAUUAGACAAUUUCUGCCGUACUCUACUCGGAACUGAAUAACUGACCAGCUUAGUUAAAGUUAAAGCAGGCCAAUGAAUCGAGCAAUGGUGACAGGAACUGAUGAACAGCGAAGCUCACGUUUGUUUCUCUUU